Schistocerca cancellata (South American locust) is the source of this 624-nucleotide messenger RNA. RefSeq names its product cuticle protein 38-like. The coding region runs from base 48 to 518 and encodes 156 amino acids. The record is from RefSeq and is a predicted model, not a curated record. Lineage: Eukaryota; Metazoa; Arthropoda; Insecta; Orthoptera; Acrididae. The transcript has 2 exons.
GCAGCAGCAACAGCAGCAGACCCAGUCCAGAAAACUCUACCACCAACAUGAAAUUCCUGAUCGUCCUGAGUGCUGUCGUGGCCGUGGCCCUGGCCAAGCCCGGCUUCCUGGGGGCGGGCGUCGCCGCCCCCGCCUACGCCGCAGGCCUCGCUGCCGCCGUCCAGCCCGCUCCCGUCUAUGUGGGCGGCAUCCACCCCGGCCUCGCCGCCUACGGCCCGGCCAACAUCGUCGUCGGGCCCGGCGGCUACAACCUCAACGCCCCUGACGUCGCCGCCGCCAGAGCCGCCCACCUGACAGCCGUCGCCCAGACGAGGGCCCGCGACGCCGCCAUCAACGGCGCCGCCCUCGCCGCCGCCUCCGCCGCAGCCUACGGCGCCUACGCCGCCCCCGCUGUUGUCGCCGCCCCCGCUGUGGCUGCCGUCGCCCCUGCCUACGCUGCCCCCGCGGCUGUCGCCGCCCCUGGCCUGCUGGCCGGUCCUGGAGCUCUCGCUGCUCUCAAGGCCGCCUACCACGGCUAACGAGGCAGGGCAGAGGGACAUGGUUCACCUGAUCCCACUCACUAUGUUGACACCUCACAGUCUGUGACAUCUGUACAAAAAUGUGAAGAGCAGUAAAUUAUUUUUU